Molecule: messenger RNA, 2308 nt
Organism: Melitaea cinxia (Glanville fritillary)
Lineage: Eukaryota; Metazoa; Arthropoda; Insecta; Lepidoptera; Nymphalidae
Gene: CPR143
Exons: 3
Coding region: 166-2268 (700 amino acids)
Source: RefSeq, a predicted model, not a curated record
UGCUCAGUGAGCCUUUACGUACAGACGCGUUGACUCCAUUUUGUUUUGUUUUUUUUUUGUGUUUUUAUUUAUAAUUUGUAGUUACGCCAGUGCCAAAUGUGGAAAUAAGUUUUUAUUUUUAAAUAUUAUAUUUUUUUUGUGGUUUGAAUGUGAAUAUUAUACAAAAUGCCGCAAGAAAAUCAUCAUCUCAUAUUCGUCGCAACAAUUCUCCUUCUCAUAUCACAACUAGCAUUAUCAGCUACCAAAGCGAACGCUAGACCUGUAUAUGAAGUAGUCAACGAACAAGCUAGGAUAGAUGACAAACCAAAAUUUACAAAUAAUCCUGGAAUAUUACCGUAUGGUAACCCUUUAGCUGGCAACUCACAACAAAAUGCAAGAUUACACGCGAGUAAUCAACAAGCUAUGUUUAAUGCUGAAAGGGUCAGACAACACAAAGCUCAACUGCAAAGAUGGAUGAAAGGUCCACAAAUCAUCGAUAGCUACAUGAAAGCGUAUCACGAGUCACAGGAAAACCAUCAAUUAGAAUUAGAAGAACAGCAGGCAACGUUAAAAAAUACUCCGGUCACUCAACCCACCCCUCGAGGUCGUCCAUUGAGACAGAGAGGACAAAAUAAGCGAGUCAGGAACCACAGAUCUUACGGUUCUGCUGAUUAUCGUCAAUAUGUGGAGCCAAAGAGAUAUCAGUUUGUAUAUGUAACACCUGGUGUAUCUUACGGUCAAGGUGUAAAUAUCAAACCUGAUGGAAAUGUCGGAUUCAAUCAUCUUGAAACGAAAGAAUCAAGUAAGUUAUACACACAAGCUAUCCCUAGUGAAGCACCACAAACUUAUGCCAAACAAUACAGUUUACAAAAAUUUAAUUCAGUCCAAGAAAUAGAAGCGCUUAAUUCACUUUUGUCAAAGAAUCCUACAGAACAGCUAACAAAAUUCAACGCUCUAAUAGGAUCUGAUAACAAUAACGAAGAAAUCAAUAAAGAAACUCCAGUAGAUUUUUAUUUCUAUUUAAAAGAUUCAGCUCAGGCAGCCCCGCAAAAUAUAGAUCCUACAAAAUACACCAGUGUAUACAUACCUAGCACACUAAACCAAGACUACAAACCUAUAACAGAAGAAAUAGAUGACAUUGAAGAUCCCACUAAAAAUACCAAACCAAUAGCCUUUGCCCAGUCUGUACCUCCAGCAACAUCAACAUUUGAACCUGUUACCACACAAAAGAAUAACUAUUACAAAGAAGAAGUUGCAAGCCAGGUUGUAAGUGAUGACGCUACAGGUAGUCAUGUAAACUAUCUUAAAGAAAACGGUGCAGCGUACUUGAACUAUGCGUAUCAACCAUACUACAAAACAGAAACAGACGCUGAAACAACUGAGAGGUAUUUACACCACAACGCCCAACCUACUGGAGUCCAACAUUUAGCUGAAGAUGGCACAGAAACUUCAGCCUAUGGAGAAGAUGACGUAAGUAUAAAUUUCAAAGUAGCAAAUAAAAAACUAAAUAAAGUCCGCACUAAACGUUCCAAACUAGAAACCGAACCAUUUCUUUUGCCUAAUGAAAAAACGUCGGUAGAAUCAACGACCACAAAUAGUACACACGCGCCUACGUCCGCAGCCCUUAUAAGACGAAAUCCGUUUAAUAAGAACCGCGGAAGCGAUUUCAACGUUUUUCUAACGUCUGACUUUCCGAUCGGUGAAGCAACAGACUAUGGUGAUUACUAUGAGCCGAUAAAAGUAAGGAAACCUAGUAAAAGUUAUGAAUCGUUUUAUGAGGAAGAUGAUUAUGAUAAUUAUGACGACUUUAAUUCGGAGGAUUACGAUUUUGGGCCGUCGAAUUUAAAUUCUUAUCAAACUUAUGCUCCAUCGUCUAGCUACCAGAAAGGUUUCACACAUAACUUUAAACAUUUCCGCCGACGUCCAAGUUUGUCUAGUUUUGCGCGAGUUCACAGUUCCCCGCCCGCUACAUCUUACGGUGUACCAUUUUACGAUUCGUCGCAUACUUUUAGUCCACCUCAAGCUUACUUCCCGCCAAAAAUUGAAUAUCCAACGGUUUCUAGUUUGGGAAGUUUCCAGACUGCCAUUGAACCCGUAUAUGUACUUACUCAAUCUCAGUUAAAAGAUCUGGUGGGACACAAUAACCUAAACAUAGAGCACUUAGAUGUUUAUCAAUUAUUAAAACAGAAUAAAGAUAAAAAAAUGUAUCAUCCAAGAAAAUACAGAAAAAGAAAUCCAUUCAGACACGUUAAACAUAACUUGGUGAAAUUACAAAAAUUUAACAUGUAAAUAUUAUUAAUAAUUGUAGUUAUUAAUUAUUUAUUUACAG